Messenger RNA from Numida meleagris (helmeted guineafowl), 2496 nucleotides. RefSeq lists its product as uncharacterized. The record is from RefSeq and is a predicted model, not a curated record. The annotation marks the transcript as partial. Lineage: Eukaryota; Metazoa; Chordata; Aves; Galliformes; Numididae. The transcript has a single exon.
AUGGGAAGUGCCACUGUUGGAGAUGCCACCACUGCAGGAGGUGACACCGCUGGAGAUGCCACCAUCGGGAAUGUCACCACUGGGGAUGUCACCACUGUAAGAGAUGCCACCACCGUGGGAGAUGCCACCGCUGUGAGAGGUGACUCCAGUGCGGAAGGUGACACGACUGUGGGAGAUGCCACCACUGCAGGUGCCACCACUGUGGGAGAUGCCACCACCAUAGGAGAUGCCAUCGCUGGGAGAGAUGCCACCGCAGCAGGAGGUGACUCUGCUGCAGGUGAUGCCACCGUGGAAGGUGCCACCACUGUGGGAGGUGACACCAAUGCAGGUGAUGCCACCAUCAUGGCAGGUGCCACCAUGGAAGGUGCCACCACUGGGGGAGAUGCCACCACCACGGGAGACGCCAUCGCUUCGGGAGAUGCCACUGUAGGAGGUGCCACCACCGGGAGAGACGUCACCGCUGUGAGAGGUGACACUGCCUCGGGAGAUGUCACUGUGGGAGGUGCCACCAUGGGAGAUGAUGUCACCAUGGGAGAUGACACCAUGGGAGAUGCCACCAUGGGAGAUGAUGUCACCAUGAGAGGUGCCACCAUGGGAGGUGAUGUCACCAUGGGAGGUGCCACCAUGGGAGGUGCUGAUGGUGGAGGUGACACCGAUGCCCUGGGAGAUGCCACCAACUUGGGAGGUGCUGCUGGCUGGGGACACAGAAUUGCAAAAGAUGCCACCACCGGAGAUGCCACCACCGGAGAUGCCACCACUUCGCACGAUGUCACUGCCCCGGGAGAUGCCACCACCGUGGGAGGUGACGUCCAGCACGUUGUCACUGCUGAAGCCACCGUGAGAAAUGCCAGCAGUGCGGCAGAAGCCACCAACUGGGAUGUCACUGUGGGUGGUGGCACCGCGGGAGGUGUCACGGCGGGAGGCAGCGCUGCGGCAGGAGCGGUGGGAGAUGCCACCAUGGGAAGUGUCACCAUGGGAGGUGUCACCAAGGAAAGUGUCCUUGUUGGAGAUGCCGCCAUGGGAGAUGUCAUCGUGGGAGAUGUCACCAUGGGAAGUGCCACUGAUGAAGGUGCCACCAUGGGAGGUGCCACCAUGGGCAGUGUCACCGUGGGCGAUGUCACCAUGGGAGGUGUCAGCAAGGAAAGUGUCCUUGUUGGAGAUGCCACCAUGGGAGGUGUCACCGAGGACAAUGUCACCAUGGGCGAUGUCACCAUGGGCGAUGUCACCAUGGGAGAUCCCACCAGAGCAGAUGCCACCGUGGGAGAUGUCACCAUGGGAAGUGCCACUGUUGGAGAUGCCACCAUGGGCAGUGUCACCAUGGGAGGUGUCACGGAGGGAAGUGUCCUUGUUGGAGAUGCCACCAUGGGAGGUGUCACCGAGGACAAUGUCACCAUGGGAGAUGUCACCAUGGGAAGUGCCACUGUUGGAGGUUCCACCAUGGGAGGUGUCACCAUGGGCAAUGUCACCAUGGGAGGUGUCACCGAGGAAAGUGUCCUUGUUAGAGAUGCUGCCAUGGGAGGUGUCACCGAGGACAAUGUCACCAUGGGAGAUGCCACCGUGGGAGAUGUCACCAUGGGAAGUGCCACUGUUGGAGAUGCCACCAUGGGCGGUGUCACGGAGGAAAGUGUCCUUCUUGGAAAUGCCACCAUGCCAGAUGUCACCGAGGACAAUGUCACCAUGGGAGAUGCCACCAUGGGAGGUGUCACAGAGGAAAGUGUCCUUGUUGGAGAUGCCACCAUGGCAGAUGUCACCGAGGACAAUGUCACCAUGGGAGAUGCCACCAUAGGAGAUGUCACCAUGGGAGAUGUCACCAUGGGAAGUGCCACUGUUGGAGGUGCCACCAAGGGAGGUGUCAUCAUGGAUGAUGUCACCAUAGGAGAUCCCACCAUAGGAGAUGCCACCAUGGGAGGUGUCACCAUGGGUGAUGUCACCAUGGGAGGUGUCACCAAGGAAAACGGUCUUGUUGGAGAUGCUGCCAUGGGAGGUGUCACUGAGGACAAUGUCACCAUGGGAGAUGCCACCAUGGGAGGUGUCACGGAGGAAAGUGUCCUUGUUGGAGGUGCCACCAUGGCAGAUGUCACCGAGGACAAUGUCACCAUGGGAGAUCCCACCAUAGGAGACGUCACCAUGGGAGGUGUCACCAAGGAAAGUGGCCUUGUUGGAGAUGCUGCCAUGGGAGGUGUCACCGAGGACAAUUUCACCAUGGGAGAUGUCACCAUGGGAGAUGCCACCAUGGGAGAUGUCACCAUGGGAGAUGUCACCAUGGGAGGUGUCACGGAGGAAAGUGUCCUUGUUGGAGAUGCCACCGUGGCAGAUGUCACCGAGGACAGUGUCACCAUGGGAGAUCCCACCGUGGGAGACGCCACCAUGGGAAGUGCCACUGUUGGAGGUGCCACCAAGGGAGGUGUCACCAUGGGCGAUGUCACCAUGGGAGUUGCCGCUGUUGGAGGUGCCACCGUGGGAAGCGUUGCCGUGGCGGAUGCCACCGCGGGCGAU